AUGAACAACAACAACAAUGAAGAGAAAGAGAAGGAGGAAGUGGAGAGCAAAGAAACAGAAGAGGAGGCUAAGGAGAAGGAGGAAACGGAGAACAAAGAAAAAGAGGAGAAGGAGGCAAAGGAAAAAGAGGAGCUAGAGAAAAAAGAAAAAGAGGACAAGGAGGCCAAAGAAAAAGAGGAACAAGAGAAAAAAGAAAAAGAGAAGAAGGAGAAAGAAAAUAAUAAGCCCAAAGAGCUCUUCGUAAUAAACCCGGCUGGUGCUCUUUACUAUAACUGGCUGUUCAUCAUCACUCUGCCCGUCAUGUACAACUGGACCACUAUCAUAGCCAGGGCCUCUUUUGAGGAGCUGCAACAUAACUUCUUCAAAUAUUGGGUUGUUUUGGAUUACACCUCAGACUUCAUCUACCUUUUGGAUAUGGCCUUCAGAACCAGAACAGGUUACCUGGAGCAGGGACUGAUGAUAAAAGAUAAGAAGCUAUUGAUGGAACACUACACCACUAGCUUUCAGUUCCGUCUGGACGUGGUCUCCAUGCUGCCCACGGACGUCAUGUACCUGUACUUCGGCCUGGACUACCCUGAGAUCCGGCUCAACAAGCUGCUGAGGAUCAGCCGCAUGAUGGAGUUCUUUACAAAGACAGAGACCAAGACAAACUACCCCAACAUCUUCCGCAUUGGCAACCUCAUCUUGUACAUCGUCAUCAUCAUCCACUGGAACGCGUGUUUUUUCUUCUCCUUCUCCAAGUACAUUGGCUUUGGUGCAGACGACUGGGUCUACCCGGCCUUGGAUGACCCUGAGCAGCCUGCCUUUGGACAGGGCAUGAGGAAGUAUUCCUUCAGCCUGUACUGGUCCACUCUGACACUAACCACCAUCGGAGAGACCCCACCUCCAGCUCUGGACUCUGAGUUCUUCUUUCACGUGGUGGACUUCCUCGUUGGCGUCCUGAUUUUUGCCACCAUUGUGGGUAACAUCGCCACCAUGAUCUCCAACAUGAACGCCGCCCAGGCCCAGUUUCAGUCCCGCAUUGACAACAUAAAGCAGUACAUGCAGGUGCGAAAAGUCAGCAAGGAUCUGGAAGACCGGGUUAUUAAAUGGUUUGAUUACCUUUGGAACAACGGCAAGGCCCAGGACGAAAGGGAGGUGCUGAGGUAUCUCCCGGACAAACUGAAAGCUGAGCUCGCCAUCCAAGUCCAUAUGGACACCCUGAAGAAGGUCCGUAUCUUUGCGGACUGCGAGGCAGGUCUGCUGAUCGAGCUUGUGCUGAAACUCCGACCACAGGUGUUCAGCCCGAAUGACUACAUCUGCAAGAAAGGCGACAUCGGCCGCGAGAUGUACAUCAUCAAGGACGGCCAGCUCGCCGUGGUGGCCGAUGAUGGGGUGAAACAGUUCUGUGUCCUAGGCAGCGGCAGUUACUUUGGCGAGAUCAGCAUCCUCAACAUCAAAGGCAGCAAGGCGGGUAACCGACGCACGGCCAACAUCCGGAGCAUCGGGUACUCUGACCUCUUCUGCCUGUCCAAGGAUGACCUGAUGGAGUCCCUCACAGAGUACCCCGAUGCCAAGGGAAUGCUGGAGGAGAAGGGCAAGCUGAUCCUGAUGAAGGACAAUCUCAUAGACCUGGACCCGGCAAACAUCAAACCGGAGGUAAAGGAACUGGAGGAGAAGGUCAACCGCCUGUACAGCAUCAUGGAUUUGAUGCAGAUCAAGUUGAAGAAGGUCCUUGUCAAACACAAGAGCGCAGAUGUGGCUUUGAAACAGCAAAUCCGGGAGUUGGAGAUCCUGUCAGGAGAAGAGGUGAUGGACGAGGAGGAUGGAGAACAGGAGGUGACCGCGGGAGAAACGGUGGCAGGAGAGGAGAAGAAAGAAGAAAAGGUGGAAGAGGAAGAGAUGAAAGAAGGUGAUGACCAGGACGCAGACACCAAGGAGGAUGUGAAGAAAGAUGAGGAUAAGGAUGGUGAAUGAACAAGACGUAGAUGUAAAUAAUGAAAGAGGCUACUAAUGAAGUCGAAAAAAGAAGCCAUUGGUUUACAGGAAGCGAGUCAACCCAUGGAUCAUCCAUAUGAAGAUCUGAUCUGGUUAUUAGUGACAGCCACAUUAUUGAAGAAUUUUUUGUUGUCUUUCGUCAUCUAUUUCUAACUUGCUUUUGACCAAAUGAAUAUAAUCCAAAUCAAAAUUUGCGGGGAGCCAAAGAAAAUGCCUAUAAAUAAAAAAAAUGGUAAAAUAGGAUUAUGAUUGUUUCAUAAUUGUAGUACUGUACUUUUAAUUUACAUGUUUUUGUUGUGACUUCCAUAUUUUAGAAACAGUG
Gadus chalcogrammus (walleye pollock) is the source of this 2299-nucleotide messenger RNA. It is a transcript of the gene cnga1a, whose product is annotated as cyclic nucleotide gated channel subunit alpha 1a. Bases 1 to 1956 code for a protein of 651 amino acids. The record is from RefSeq and is a predicted model, not a curated record. Lineage: Eukaryota; Metazoa; Chordata; Actinopteri; Gadiformes; Gadidae. Gene Ontology annotation, molecular function: intracellularly cAMP-activated cation channel activity; voltage-gated potassium channel activity; cGMP binding. Gene Ontology annotation, biological process: monoatomic cation transmembrane transport; potassium ion transport. The transcript has 6 exons. Gene Ontology annotation, cellular component: plasma membrane; intracellular cyclic nucleotide activated cation channel complex.